Molecule: messenger RNA, 3054 nt
Organism: Chlamydomonas reinhardtii
Lineage: Eukaryota; Viridiplantae; Chlorophyta; Chlorophyceae; Chlamydomonadales; Chlamydomonadaceae
Exons: 7
Coding region: 191-2908 (905 amino acids)
Biological process (GO): mitochondrial RNA processing; chloroplast rRNA processing; regulation of mitochondrial mRNA stability
Cellular component (GO): mitochondrial matrix; ribonucleoprotein granule
Molecular function (GO): RNA binding
Source: RefSeq, a predicted model, not a curated record
CGUUUGCAGGCCUUGUCAGCUCAUUAGCUCGCUAUCAGCACCAAAUUAAUGCCAAGGACAUCGACGCUGACCGGCAGUACCAACCCCGCCCUUCCGAGAACUGCAAGCUGCAAUUCUGCACUAUGUGCGUCUGAGCAAUAACAGGCCGCUUAUAGAUAUUAGCCCUCGCGUAUCAGGAGCAUUGGUAUCCAUGAUGCAGCUCAAGGAGCUCCGCGCGGACGGUCUCGCGUGGCGGCGGGCGGGCGUGCACGUUGCAAGCCCCAGAGCGGGUCUUGCUCUGUCGACUCCCGUUGCCCCGGUCGUGGCACCCCGCGCCCCCGGCACCUGCAUCGCUUCGGCUUCAAGUCGUGACGCAGAGACGGAUCACAGCUACGGUGGGCGCAGCGCUGACGGUCCCAGGGACCGCCGUGACUUCGAUGACCGGGGCGCCGGCCGCGGCUGGGGCCGUGGCCGCGGUGAGGGUCGUGGCGGCGGCCGCUUUGGGGGCGGUCGCGGUGGAGGUCGUGAGAGUGGCAGGUUUCAGGACUCCGAGCGCCGGCAAGCUGGGUCUGACGGCGGUGGUUAUGCCGAGCGUGGUGCGGGCGGCGGCGAUGGUUGGCGCGAGGGGCGCGGCAGCUUUGGCGGCGGCCGCGGCGGAGGCCGCGGCGGCGGCCGAGGCGGAGGCCGAGGCGGAGGCCGCGCCCCCGUUGACAGGAGCAAUGCCAAUGCUGAUGACCCCGGCACCGCAACCGGCAUGCACGACCUUGCGGACAUGGCUGAGCGCUCCGCCGCCGCCUGGGCGGACGAGCGCAACUGGGCCAGGCUGCGGGCCGCGUUCAGCCGUGUGGCCAAGCACUGCGGCGAUGGACUGGACCACAGCUCGGACGCGGUGCUGGCAGCCGACACGCGGCGCGCCAUGGCGGCGCUGUCCGCAGCCUACACCCCUCAGGUGGCCCGCAUGCGCUUCCCAGUGGACCUCAUCAUCCCGCUCUACGCGCUGGCCAAGGCGGGCUACUGGGAAUGGGAGGCGGGCGUCGCCGGCGCCGAUGACGAUGACGACGACGUCGACCUGGACCUUAGCCAUGACCUAGAGAUUCCCGAGGAUGCGCAGGACGACGAGCAGGAGCAGCGGGAGGGUGGUGGCGGCCGCGGCCGCGGCGCGCAAGGCGCAGCCGGGAGGUCCCGUGUGCGCGGACUGGCAGCAGAGAUUCUGAUGCGGCUGGCAUCUGGUAAGCGGAAGUUGUUGGAGCCGGCCAACGGCCAAGACCACUCCAAUUUGUUCUGGAGCCUGUCGGUGGCGCCAGCGGGGCUGCGCGAGGCAAUGGUGGAUGAGGUCACGGCGGCGUUGGAGGCCAGCGGUGGCCUGAUGCUGCAGCUGCAGGCCAGUGACCUGGGCCCCCAGGCCUGCAGCAACGUGCUCAGCUCCUGCGCGCGCCUGGGCCACGCGCCGCGCGAGCUGCUGCACCACCUCACCGGGGCCAUGGCGGAGCCGGGCGUGGCCCGCAGCGCGCGCUGCCUGCACCUGGCCUCCAGCCUGAUGGCGCUGGGGCGGCUGCGCAGCGAGUCGGGCCACAAGCCGCGGGCGGAGCACCUGCGGCAGCUGCUGGGCGAGGUGGCGGCGCGGCUGCCGGCGGCGCCCGGCGAGGCGGCGGCUGGGCGUGGCGGAGGGAGCGGAGCGGAUGCGUUCAAGCCUCUGGAGGUGGCGAACCUGCUGUGGGCCUGCUCCAAGCUCGGCUACACAGAGCCCGUGGCGCUGCGGCGGCUGGCAGCGGCGGCAGUGGCGGCGGGGCCGCGCAUGAACGCACAGGACUUCUCCAACACGCUUCACGCCAUGUCAGUGCUCGCCAACCCAGGCCGCGCCGCCGGCGCCCACACCGGCGGCCCGACCGAGCCUGUCAUGGCGGCGGCAGAUGUGGACUUUGCGCCGGCAGUGCGGCGGCUGGCGGCGGAUUGCCAGAAGCGCAUGUCCGCGGCGGGCGGCGGCUUCACGCCUCAGGACGUGGCCAGCACGGCGCUUGCGCUGGCGCGGCUGGGCUUCAAAGACGAGGCCUGGUACUCUGCGGCCGUGUCAUCCGCGCUGCAGCCCGGGUUCCGCGGGGCUGCCAAACCCAGUGACUCGGCAAACCUGCUCACAGCGCUGGCGCUAGCAGGCUACAAGUCGGCGCCGCCGGGCCUCAUGCGCGGCAUGGUGGUUGGCCGCGUGGGCAUCACCACAUGCGCCAACUGGAUUUGGUCGUUGGCGGUUCUAGAUCUGUACGAUGAGCGGCUAACCGACGCUCUGGAGGCUCGGCUGCUGGAGCUGCUGCAGCGCGCCAGCCGGGAGCAGUUGACGGGCGAGGAGCUGGCGGGCGCCAUGUGGGCGGUUGCCACGCUGGAUGGCGGGCGCGCCGUGAAGCGGUACCGCGACCUCUCAGCGGCGCUGCUGUACGAGGUGGCACGUCGGUGGGCCGAGGCGAACGAGGCGAAGGAGGCGGCGGCCGCGGAGCACGCGGAAGACGGCGCGGAGGGUGCGGCGAGCGUGGUGGGCGGCGCAGCGGAGGGUCCGUUCUCGAGGGAUGCGCUGCUGCGCCUGUGGCAGGCGAAGCAGGUGCUGGAGUGCGCUGGCGAGGCCGGCCAUGACCUGCUGCGCAUCCUCCAGUCAUCCAAGGCAGGCACUGGUCCGUCACUCCUGGCCGCGGUGCGCCGGGCGGCACGUGACGCGGGCGUGGCGGAGGCGGGGGCUGCUGGGGAGGAGGAGGCAGCUGUGGCGCCUGCGCCACGCAAGGCCGUGCGCAGACGGCUGGUGGUGCGCGGGGCGGCGGAGGACGGCGGCCGGGAGGCUGAGGAUGAGGAGGGGGACAGGGAGGGUGAGGGCGCAUCGGCAGGACGCACGCUGCGACCCCGGGGGCGGGUCGUGCGGCGGGCGCGUGGUGAUGUUGUGGAGCAGUAGCGGGUUCUUCGUGGUACGCAGGGCUGAAUCCUGGACGCGUUCGGCAUGGUGGGGAGCCUCUACCGUAACUCCGGCGAGGUUGUGAAGGGUGGUAAUGAACAGUGACCUCAGCAAUGCGGAUGUCGGUGCUGUAAAGGUGUGUACAA